Molecule: messenger RNA, 459 nt
Organism: Sphenostylis stenocarpa
Lineage: Eukaryota; Viridiplantae; Streptophyta; Magnoliopsida; Fabales; Fabaceae
Source: the annotation of a GenBank genome assembly
AUGAGAUCAACAUUUGAACUCGCGCGCGAGAUUAUUUGGUGUAAACAGCAUUUAGAUCUCAACAUUAAACAAGUUUCUUUGGAGAAUAUUGCUCAGGAAGAUCUCAACAUCAUCAUGUUUCGGUACGGGGAUGCAGAGGAACAAACACACGUGACCAGGUGCAGAUCAGAAAUAGACCACCAGAGUAGACUAGGACACACUGUCACUGAUGCAAAGCAAAUGCUGUCACAGCUGGAGAUGGAGAUGUCAAAAUGCAACUGCCAUUCCCUCAUCGUUGGCAGCUUUAUCCAUUAUGUACCCUCAUGUGCCAGUGUUCCUCUACCUUAUACUAGCAUGCCUCCGAUUUUGGAGUACACAUGCUUCAAAGCAUAUGUCCUGAUGGUCCCUUUGGGUGAGGUUGACUUUGGUCUAGUUGAAAAUGAGAGUGAUGAUCAGGGGGUUGCAUUGUUGGGGUGGUAG